AUGCUUAUUGGGAACCAGGUAAAGGCUAUUCCACAACACAACACACGUACCUUAGCCGCCAGAGUAAAACACUCACUGAAGCAUGUGGCCACUGGAUCGUCAGGAGUCCCAAACAUAUCAGAGUUUUUGAGUGAAAUGGUGUUUGAUGGCAUUCAGGCGGGUUACUGUGACAGCAGGAACAAAAUACUAGAACCAAGACAGGACUGGGCAAAGAAACUAUUAGAUGACAACCCCGAGCAGCUGAAGUCUUUGACUGUACAGUGUUUUGUGACUCUGCCAAACCGAGCCUGGAUUUUUGGUUUACAGCAGCAAUUAAACCAACCUGGAGGCAUCCACAUUUUACAGAGUAUAAGUGGCUGUGAAUGGGACGAAAGCACUGGAGAGAUGAUCAACUUUUUACGGUAUGCUUACAACGGAGAAGACUUUCUUCAAUUUGAUAUGAAGACGUUAAGGUGGAUCGCACUGAAACCAGAGGCUGUCAUUACCAAACAGAGAUGGGACACUGACGAAAAUAGAAUAAAAUACACCUUCAAGUUCCUCAGUACGACUUGUCCAAUGUGGCUGAAGAUGUCUUUGGAAAGUGGGAAACGUUCCCUGCAGAGAACAGUUCUUCCAUCAGUGUCUCUCCUCCAGAAGACUCCCUCCUCUCCAGUCAGCUGCCACGCUACAGGUUUCUACCCUCAAAGAGCCGCGAUGUUCUGGAGGAAAGAUGGAGAGGAGAUUCAUGAUGGUGUGGAUCCUGGAGAGAUCCUGCCCAACAAUGAUGGGACCUUCCAGAUGUGUGUUGAUCUGAAUGUUUCAUCAGUCAGAACAGAAGACUGGAGCAGAUACGACUGUGUGUUUCAGCUCUCUGAUGGCGAUGACAUCAUCACCAAACUGGAUAAAAAAGUGAUCAGAACCAACUGUGGAAAAAUAAUACCUGUCAUAGAGAAUCCCUCUGACAGGAUGAUCUCCAUCAUUGCUGCAGUGGUUGUUCCAGUUCUUCUCAUCCUUUUUGCUGUUGUUGGAUUUGCUGUUUACAAAAAGAGGAAAGGUCAGAGAAUCAAAGGAGCUGAGUUUAUCAAUGAACCAGGACCAGCAGUGCAUGGUUUUGAGGUUAUAUACUGCCUAAAUGGGCAACGGCCUCUAAAUGGCAUGGGUCUCACAGACCCGAACACCAUACAAGGGUUAACAAGAUAUGACAAUGAUAACAGAGGCCAGUAG
Messenger RNA from Oreochromis aureus, 1203 nucleotides. Its product is annotated as major histocompatibility complex class I-related gene protein-like. Gene Ontology annotation, cellular component: external side of plasma membrane. The record is from RefSeq and is a predicted model, not a curated record. Gene Ontology annotation, biological process: immune response. The transcript is spliced from 6 exons. Bases 1 to 1203 code for a protein of 400 amino acids. NCBI's taxonomy places the organism in Eukaryota, Metazoa, Chordata, Actinopteri, Cichliformes, Cichlidae.